Penicillium robsamsonii is the source of this 1551-nucleotide messenger RNA. RefSeq names its product MFS transporter. Gene Ontology annotation, molecular function: transmembrane transporter activity. NCBI's taxonomy places the organism in Eukaryota, Fungi, Ascomycota, Eurotiomycetes, Eurotiales, Aspergillaceae. The transcript has 5 exons. Gene Ontology annotation, biological process: transmembrane transport. The coding region runs from base 1 to 1551 and encodes 516 amino acids. The record is from RefSeq and is a predicted model, not a curated record.
AUGGGCUUCAAUCCAGUCAGCAGCACACCACACAGCCCGAAAGACUCCCGUGAAUACAUUUUGAAGAGACGACCAUGGCGACUCAACGUGACAGAUUUUCAAACAAUCAUUGACUUUCCUUAUCGCGGUAGCGGCACGUCAGACGACCCGUACAUUGUGGAGUGGCUCGAGAACGACCUCGAAAACCCCAAGAAUUACAGCGAGUCCCUACGAUGGAGCACCACGGCAUUGUUAGCAACCAUGACACUUUGUGUUGCCCUUGCAUCAUCUGCAUAUUCGGGCACCGUUGGUUCCCUGCUCGCUGAAUUCAAAUGCAGCCAUGAGUCCGUUGGUCGCCGCAAUAUAUUCCUCCUUUCUUAUACCGGAUACACGAUUUUUACUGCUGGUUGCUGUGGCUCACAAAAUGUUUGGACUCUCAUUAUCCUCCGGUUCUUCAGUGGUCUUUUUGGAUCUAGCGCCUUAUGUAUCCCCGGAGGUCAAAUUGCAGAUAUGUUCAAAGCGGAGCUCAGAGGCCUUGGAAUUGGCGUCUUCUGUCUUGCGCCAUUCAUUGGACCCGCUCUCGGUCCCAUCAUUGGUGGUUUCCUAGGCGAAGCAGCCGGUUGGCGCUGGGUGAUGGGUCUUUUGGCUAUAUUCGGGGCGUUGUUGACAUUGACGGCAUUCAUCUUCAUGCCUGAAACAUAUGCCCCAGCAUUGUUAAGAGCACGCGCUGAGCGUUUGUCGCAAGCCACCUCACAGGUGUAUCUGACCGCCGAAGAUGCGAAGAACCCUGUCGUUUUCAAGGAAUUGGUCAAGCACGCGCUGCUUCGACCAUGGGUAUUACUAUUUCGUGAGCCUAUUGUUUUUAGUCUGACACUUUACAUGUCAGCUAUCUACGGCACAUUGUACAUGUGCUUUGCUGCAUUCCCGAUCGUGUUUCAGGAAAAGCGUGGUUGGAAUGCCGGUGUUGGAGGCCUCGGGUUUACAGGCGUCUUGGUAGGGCUAAUAGUCGGAAUCCUCAUUAUCUGCUGGGACAACAAACGAUACGUUCGUAUCUACCGCGCAACCGACGGAUUUGCCCCUCCAGAAUGUCGUUUACCAGCAGUUAUCGCGGGCGGCAUCUCUAUUGUUGUCGGGCUGGCCUGGUUCGCCGCCACCGACUCUCCCCAUAUCCACUGGGUGGUUCCAGUCAUGGCUGGAGCUCCCUUUGGUGCAGGAUUCGUCAUGGUGUUUAUAUGCUGCGCCAAUUAUCUCAUUGAUGCGUACGUGAUAUUCGCCGCCUCAGUACUUGCUGCCAACUCUGUAAUGCGGUCCAUUUUUGCUUGUAUCUUCCCUCUCUUCACCACAUACAUGUUCAAUGAUAUUGGGAUCCACUGGGGCGUGGCUGUUCCUGGGUUUAUUGCACUCGCCUGUCUUCCAUUCCCCGUUUUGUUCUAUUUAUACGGCUCGAAGAUCAGAGCGCGUUGUAAAUACGCAGCAUUGGCAGAAGAGCAUCUGCGAAGCAUCAAAGUCAAUGAGAGCCUGAGCCCACAACCCUCGACUGACUUUGAAGAAAAUGCGAUCACAAAAGUGUAA